Beta vulgaris subsp. vulgaris (sugar beet) is the source of this 1960-nucleotide messenger RNA. RefSeq names its product DNA-repair protein XRCC1. Gene Ontology annotation, molecular function: damaged DNA binding. Bases 548 to 1750 code for a protein of 400 amino acids. The record is from RefSeq and is a predicted model, not a curated record. The transcript has 7 exons. Gene Ontology annotation, biological process: single strand break repair; base-excision repair; double-strand break repair via nonhomologous end joining. Lineage: Eukaryota; Viridiplantae; Streptophyta; Magnoliopsida; Caryophyllales; Amaranthaceae.
UGAUUUGUGAUGUAUGCUAAUGAUGCAUGCCUACAUUUAAAAUCAGAUGAGAGAGACUAUGAUUAUGAUUUAUGAACUUAUGAUGCUUUAAUCACAGUUUGUGUUUGUAUUCUUUAGUAAAUUUUAGGAUGAUUUCUUUUAAUGGUACAAUUUGAUGGUGUUAUUGAGAAAUUCGUUUUGUUUCAUUGAGUUCAAAUGUGUAUCUUAAAAUGAAAAUUAUUUGUUAGAAAAUGAGGUAAUUAAUUUGUAUCUGCUUCAAAAUUGCUUAUUUAAUAUAUAUCAAUGGGGGUAAUACUAGUAACAGUAGUAAAUGAUUUGUUGAUAUUGAUUCGAACUGAAUGUUAUUUUGUUUAUCUAAGACAUGGGUACUGAUUUUUGAUGAGUAUUUUCUUGUUUUAAGCCCAGAAAUUUGAACUUUAAUGUAGUUAUGUUGAUAUAGGGGUGAUAAUUUUUUAUUUCAGGGUUUUGCUUGUGGUUGUGACUUGUGUUAAGAGCUUUGAUUAAUUUCAAUUACUCCUAGUUCGGAUAAUAGGGGAGUGAUUGUGAUAUGUCAUCUUCAAAGGCAAGUCCCAAUACUGGGACUUCUAAGAUUCCGAAACGAGCUUUGCCUUCUUGGAUGAGUGCAAGAGACGAUAAAAAUGACGAAAACCUAGUUAGUGAUAGGAUGGAUGAUGAAAGUCAAGUGGAGAAUUCGCAGAAUAAAGGGAGAGGACAAGGCAAAAGAGUGAAUGAUAGUGGUGAGGAAUAUGUAAAUAGGAAGAAAUCCUCACCGGUUGGUCCAACCAAAUUGGGAUUCUCCAAGCUUUUGGAUGGGGUAGUAUUUGUUUUGUCAGGAUUUGUAAAUCCUGAACGAGGUAUAUUGCGGUCACGAGCCUUAGAAAUGGGGGCAGCAUAUCAGCAAGACUGGAACUCUGAUUGCACUCUUUUGGUUUGUGCAUUUCCCAAUACUCCAAAGUUUCGGCAAGUUGAAGCAGACGGUGGAACAAUUGUCUCAAAGGACUGGAUAACAGAGUGCUACACACAGAAGAAGCUUGUUGAUAUUGAAACUUAUCUUAUGCAUGUCGGUAAACCUUGGAGGAAACAAAAAAGUCAUGCAGGCGACCAAGUUUGUGAAACAUCACAACCUAGUAAAUCUCGCAAGCAGGAAGUAAAACAAGUUGAAGUAGACCCCAAGGCUUCCAGUUCAAAGGAAUUGAGUGGCAACGUAUCCAAAUGUCUGAGAGAUAGAUUUUCUUCUUUGAAGGUGAAGAAAUGGGCAAAUGAUGAUUUGGACAAAACUCUCACAUGGCUUGAGAGCCAGGAAGAGAAGCCGGAGCCAAUGGUGAUAAGGAAUGUAGCUGCUGAAGGGAUCUUGACCUGUUUACAGGAUGCCAUAGACUUGCUUGACAAAGACCAGGAUUUACGCCCUUUAACUGAACAGUGGACAACGGUCCCUCGUGUGGUAGAAGAAUUGAUAGAAGUGCAAAGUACUGAAAGUUCUUCCUCAAUUUCUAAGGAUGAUCUUUACAGACAGGUACUUGCAUGUAAGAAGAUUUACGAAGGGGAACUAAAGAUGAUGUCUAAUGGUUCAAAAGGUAAUGAUACAUCGCCAAUGUCUAAAAGCCGCAACACAAGGAAAGGGAAACAUGGCUUAACCGAUGACUUAGCUGGUAAUUUAAUGGAUUAUGACAGUGAGGAAACAAUUGAAAUGACAGAAGAUGAAGUAAAUGAUGCUUACAAUAGUAUAGCUUCCAAGAUACCUACAUCUUAGAGGACUUUUUUUUGUGUAUAGUAUUACUGUCCUGUGUAGCAUGAAUCUGUUCAUUUAGUUUUAUUAUGAAAACUUGUCUUAGAUGGUUAAUGGUUAUUUAGAUAUUGUGGGUGAGAAAGAAGCUGAUUGAAAAGUGAAAAAUGUACUAAUUUACACCGAGAACAUCAAUUAAGAUCAGACUAACAAGAAUUCUUGUUCUUAUGAGUUCCA